AUGGCGGCCUAUCUCGACCUCCUCCAACAAUACUCCCAGACUGCGCUCGCGCAUGUCCCGGAGCCCGCCCAAGCCUACCUCCGCAACCCUCUCACCCAAAAGGCCCUAGGCGUGGUCCUCGCCCUUGGCCUCCUCCGCAGCAUCAACAAGUCCCUCUCCCAAUGGACCCUCAACAACUGGACCAGCAGUCCACCCUGGAACCCAGCCCGCGAACUCAUCCUCGUCACGGGCGGCUGCAGCGGCAUCGGCAAACAAGUCAUGGAAGACCUGGCCCGAACGGGCGUCCGCGUAAUCAUCCUCGACAUCACCUCGCCCACCUUCACGCUGCCCGCAAACGUGACCUUCUACAAAGCGGACAUCACCUCCUCCGCCAACAUCGCCGAGGUAGCCAAGACGAUCCGCGACAAGCACGGUGAUCCGACCGUCCUCGUGAACAACGCCGGCGUCGGCCACGACGGGACCAUCCUCGAAGAACCCGAAUCCAAAAUCAGACAGACCUUCGAAGUCAACACCAUCUCGCACUUCUUCAUGGUCAAAGAAUUCCUGCCGGCCAUGAUCCGCGCAAACCACGGCCACGUGGUGACCAUCGCAUCCAUGGCCUCGUUCGUCGCCCUCGGCGAAAUGGCCGACUACUGCUGUUCCAAGGCGAGUGCGUUGGCCUUCCAUGAAUCGCUGCGCCAGGAGCUCAAGUCGUGGUAUAACGCGCCCGGGGUGCGGACCUCCGUCGUGCAUCCUAUGUGGGUGCGGACGCCGAUGAUUAAGAUGCUGACGGAUCACGAGUCGCAUUUCCGCCAGCCGAUUAUGACGGUGCAGUUCGUGGCGGGUGCGAUUGUGAAGCAGAUCUUGUCGCAGAAUAGUGGGCAGGUGAUUUUGCCGGCGAGUCAGUCCGCGGCUAGUUUGGUGAGGGCCAUGCCGACGUGGAUGCAGGAGGGUGUCCGGUCGAUUGCGUCGGGGUCGUUGCGGAGAUUGAGGGAGGUGCAGAAGAAGGAGGGGCUGUAG
Penicillium brasilianum is the source of this 999-nucleotide messenger RNA. The record is from the annotation of a GenBank genome assembly. NCBI's taxonomy places the organism in Eukaryota, Fungi, Ascomycota, Eurotiomycetes, Eurotiales, Aspergillaceae.